AACGUUUAAGUUCUUGUUAAAAUGGCCCAGCUGGUUGUGGACCGAAUUGGUUUGGGCCGAUGCGACCAGCAUAUGAUUUAGCUUUAGUUUAAUGUAACAUUCGAUAGAUUUGAAGAAUAUAAAGAAUUUGCUAAAGGGAGACCAGGGAGUUGCUGGGGAGACCAGGCCCAAGCUGAUUAGGCCAAGCCGUCACGGUAAAUGUAGCAGUCCUACAUAAUUGUAGGCAGUCCAAAAGACGGCCGGACGGCUCGCUGGCUAAGCCUAUGUUGGGCAAUGAAUUAAUCUUCAUCCGACCACGAGAUUUAUUUUAUCCGUACGGAAAUGCAACAGAUCAGGAACUUCCCAAAGAGGAUGAUAUAGGAAUUGAGGUGCACAUUGCCAGGGACUUCCCAUAUUUCGACUCGAAUCACAGAUCUCUCUUCGUCAAUGACAAUGGUAUCCUAUCGUUUAAUAAGUUGGUGGAGGCAUACGAGGCGGAUCCCUUCCCAUUGGACGAUAACCGGCGUUUGAUUGCCCCCUACUGGGCAGACGUGGAUCUCAGCAAGGGCACAGGUUCAGUAUUUUACCGUGAAAUCACAAAUGAUGAAGAAGUGUUUGACAGAGCAACUAAAGAAGUUUUAAGGGUGUUUGGAGGUGAACUUGGCUUGAAAAAAUUCACUACAAAAUGGAUUUUUAUAGCAACAUGGGAAAAUGUUCCCUAUUUUUAUCUCACUGGAGUAGGUGAUAGAUACAACACAUUUCAGACAGUGCUAAUAACAGACGGUGUAUUAUCAUUCGUUAUGUUCAAUUAUGGACAACUUGAGUGGACCACAGGGUUGUCAAGUGGUGGGGAAGAUGGACUAGCAAAGGGAAACAAGUCUGUUGCUGCACAGGUUGGAUUCAAUGCCGGUGAUGGUGUUAAUUUCUACUCAGUUGUUGGUUCGCGAACCAAUCAGAUCCUUAACAUCAAUAGGACGUCAAAUGUUGAUCGGAUUGGACGGUGGAUGUUCCGGGUUGACUUGACGGACAUUGUGGCUGGUGGUUGUUAUGACGACAUUGACGACGACAGGCUAUCGAUCAGCCCCAGGGUUGGAAGCCUUCUAGGAGGAGAGGUGUUAUAUAUCUCUGGACCCUGUUUUGAUGAAACCAAAAGCAUAAAAUGCAGGAUAGACGGAGUUGUUACAUCGACUAGUUACAAACAACACAGUCCAUUCACAGUUGAGUGUGUAACACCAAUGUUGCUAAAGGUCGGAGAUAUUUCAGUGGCUUUGUCAAUAGAUGGGGGGAACACUUUCCCCUACACGGGAUCUAUUCAUAUCGUGAGUCUUGAUAUAAUACGUCCACCCAUCACCUUCACCUCCAGUGGCGAUACUUUAGACAUUUCCUGGCCAGUGGGAAAUUUUCCGUACUUUUAUUCUACUGCAGAAGACAUCCGCGUGGAUCUCAACAUGUAUACCUACCAAGAAGGAAAUUCUAAUCGUAGAAGCAUUGGUGGCGACAUUAGGCUGGAAAAAUUAGUAACCGUUGUUUCAGACAUUGCGUUGACGACUGCAGGCUAUGAACUGGACCUAGCGUCCUUGCCUGUGGAAGGAAAAGAUGUUGGACUACUACAAAUAGUGGAGCAUUCUGUAGCGCCCUCUAUAGAUGUUCAGCCUAGUAUGUGGAGUUUGCCUUUCAACCUUAAUCCCAGUAAUUCUGACAGUGCCACAACGUGGUGUAAUGAGUGGGCUAGGACAGCGGAGGGGGUAAAUCCAACUGAUGACACACCUCCCUGUCCAUGUACUCUGCAGCAGGCUAUAGCAGACACAACCUGGUACGAAGAUGACCCCUUCUGUAAUAAAGGAUCACAGCUAGAGCGUAAUUGUAAAAACAGACCUGACGCCGUACAUUGUGUAAGAGCUCGUCUUCCAAGUACAAACGGUAAUGGAAACCAGUGCUGCUAUAGUGUGGAUGGAUACAUCCUUCAUCUAGAAGACUUCUCAUCAGGCGGUAGCCAUCAGCUUUAUCACCAUGCCGGUGCUUCUCCUUACGACCUAGUCGGCGAUAUCCCAUUCCUCUCAAACUACCUGUGGGACGUGAUUCCCUGGAAUCAAUGCUGCGUAAGGUCAAGUAGUCACAGCUCAUGCCAAGCGUACUUGAAUAAAAGACCGUCGGACCAGUGUCUUGACUACAACACACCUGAACCAGCAAGUAUAUUUGGCGAGCCACAUAUUAUUACAUUUGAUGAUGCCAGGCUGGCAUUCAACGAGCUGGGAGAGUUUGUCUUGAUGCAGUUGACCUCUGCAUCCGAGUUGACCUCUGCCACAGAGUUUGAGAUUCAGGGAAGACUGCAGCCAUUUAACAAGACUGCUACAGAACCAGGAACUGUUGGCACCGCCCUGACUGCCUUUGCUGUGUACUAUGCUAAAUCCACGACAUACAUCCAAGUGGUGCUUAGUGAACGUCGAACAAUGGAUCUAAUGGUGUGGGAGGAAGGACAGAUGACGGAAUGGCAGUUGAUUGAUUUCGCGGCAGGAUCAUGGUGGAGGUUGAAUGGUGUUACUGUUUCUUCAACUACGCCAUCAGAAAUCUUGAUUCAGUAUGAUAAUGGAAUAUCAGCUCAGGUCAGAGUUCAUAGUAAUUCAACAGCCAUGGCGCUAUUGGUUUUAGCACCUGAGUCCUUCAAGAUGCGGACAACAGGACUUCUAGGCUCAUGGAAUGAUAAUCCUGAGGAUGAUAAUGUAUCAUCAACUGAAUUUGUGGUUGCAGCUUCCAAUUCCUUCUUUCACUACGAGGCACUAGCAAACUACACAACAUACAAUCAGCCUGGAUUCGUCCCUAUAUCCACGUUGCCGUCCACUAUACCGGAGGAACAGGUUAACCUUCUAUGCGGGAAUAGCAUGGCAUGUGCUUAUGACUAUCAGAAAACCGGAGAUCCAAAUGUUGCCAAAGGAACUAAAGACGCGGAGGAGGAUUAUGAUAAUACGGAUGAUUCUACAGAAGAUGUUUCUGUCUGCCCUAGAUUGGAUGCACCCGUUGACGGCACUAAGAUAGGCACUGUUUACAUAUAUGGUAUGAGUGUUUCCUUCACAUGUAGAGAGGGAUCAACGUUAGUGGGCUCAGAGAGUCGUACUUGCAUCAACGGGGCGUGGUCAGGAAAUGCAACGUCCUGCGAAGGUCCAGAACCAGAUAAAAUUACAAAAACAAAUAUCAUCUUACCCCUAGUCAUCGCAGCGGGUGCUUUGUUUGGAAUAAUCAGUAUCAUUAUACUAAUAAUGAUAUGUAGGAUCAGGAGAAACCGGAAGAAAAAGGAAACAAUUGAGAUGGACCCGACCCAUGAGAGGGGACCAAGCAAUAUUCCAAACCCUGGUUAUGAUGACUUCGACGAAACACCACCAGAAGAGAGAAAAAAUGUAGUUCAAAUAACUCCAGGAGGUGAUCCGGAGUAUACUAAGUUGGAUGAUCAUAAAAAGAAGGGUAUUGAUAACGACUAUAUGUCAAUUCGCAAUGGAGCUAGAUUAUUAAAUGGAUAUGACUAUCCGGAUGAAAAGAAAGAAUCAAAGAAACAUGUUGAUACAGAUUCCGAAGCAGAAGAUGAAAUUGCUGCUAUUAAGAAACACUUCAAAGCUGAGAGGGAAUUACAAAUGUAGAACAACAGGUGCAGUCUGAAUGGAUACAAGGAAAUCUUCAGGAACACUGUUGCAUUACUACAAAGACACAUGGCAACAAUUGUGUUGCAACACAAUGGAAUCUUUCGCUAAACCCCGCCUCUUGGACAUUGUUGAUAAGGUCCUGCAAAACGAAAUUUGUAAACACAUACGUGAACACAUGCAUCUCUGGGACAACACGUGUGUUUGUAAGACGCACUCGUAUUCCUGGCUCUGUUCUGAUUGGUCGGUUGUUAAAUUUGAUUGACAUGCAAGAAAGUUCAAUUGCAGUAGGAUGCACAACGCUGGAAUCACAUCCAAGAAACAGUUGUUGAGUUUUAGUAUCGUGGAAACAAGCAUGUUCGUGGAAGUACUUUUUUUAAAUCUUAUCUAGUUUCAGUUUUAUUUGUUGAAACAAGUACAUAAUACAAUACCAUAGAGGGAGUAAUAAGUUUUUCAGCCAGAUAUUAUGCAAAUCUCUUUUUAAAUUUUUAUUUACUUUUUUAAAAUUGUAUUUCUUUACAUCAAUAGCGACUUAAUUACAGUACUUUCCUAUUAGAUAGGUGGCAAUCCCUUCACAUGUAUUAUUAUUAAUUGUUCUUGUAUAGCGCACACUGCUAGAUCCUCUAUGCGCAUUCCAGAAAAAUUAGAGAAAAAUAAAAAGCAGAGCAAUAAAAAGGCAAUUCAAAGUCAAAAAUAAAAAGAUGGAAAAACAUUUGAAAAAUUAAUCGAAAUGUUGGUGAAAGAGGAAUGUCUUGAGAUAGAACUUGAAGGAACAGACCGAAGGAGCAGUUCGAACAUCCAAGGGGAGUUUAUUCCAGAGAUUUUGAGCAAAGGAGUAUUCAAACGACAUACACAUUCUGCUUAUGGAGUGGAGUUGUUUUGUGAUCCUGGGUUCAAAUCCUGGAAUCUGUUAGAAGAAGUCAUGACUUCCGGAAGAUCCUGGUUAAUCUGGUCUUUCUUAGCUCAUAUUUAUGCUGUGCAUAUCAUCAUCCAUCGGCACUGUUUUCCUAGAGUCAAUUUGACAAUAAAGAAGUAAAAACAUACCAAUUAUUAUGAAUUUGUGGAAGGUUAUGUUCCAGGAGAACUUUCUUUGGAAGAGUGUGAGAGACUGUUCUGAUUUCCUGGAGACUUGGGACCUUUAAGCAUCCACUUGAAACAUUACUUGAACUAAUGAUGUUGGUGGUGAUUUCUAUCUGGAAUAUUAUGGUGCAUAUUAAUCAAUUACUGUACAUGGAAAACGAGCCUAUUUUAUAACCGUGCAUAGGCAACCAUAAGCAAAUCUUGAAUAGGAUUAUUUCAACUCAAAGUAUAAUUAAUGUUGAACUUCACUGUUAGACUCUAAUUUUGAUACUUUUGGAGAGCACCAAGAGCGUCUAUUUAUACUACAAGUAUAGUAUGGAAUGCCAUUGGUGCAAAGAAGUAAUAUGGAACGCCAUUGGUGCCAAAAUCGAUUUAUUUUUAAUAGGUUUCACUGAUUAAGACUGAAAUCCAGUCUACCUUACUGUCAGUGCAUGUCUGCAAUAAGUUAAAGUAAUUUGAGUUAUUUGAAAGCAUUGUAGUUUGAUUUUUAAAUUACGCUGUUUUAAUAGGUGCUACAGUUUGUUUAAAUCAGAAAAUGUGUUGUGUUUUUAUAUCAUAUUUUUAGAGGGUGUCCCUUCAAGCUUAAAGCCCAGUCUAAACUAUCAAAUUUUAUUUUCAAAAAAAAAAAAGUGACACGGCUAAAUAUGGUCAUACCAUAUAUAGGCACAUUAUGACCGUAUAAUGGGCAUACAACAGUUUGUUUUUUUUUUUAUUAAAUUUUCCAAUUUAGCCUACUGUUGAUCAGUUUAAGGAUUUUUUAAAGUAAAAUGUAAAUGAGUGAAAACUAUAUUUUGAGUUUUUUAAGUUUUUCUUUUUUGUUUUAAGUUCUAUUACAGGCAGUAUAUUAUUUUAAUAAUCAUGAUACAUUUUUUUUAACAUGUAUAUAUUAAUAUUAUAAUGAUACUGUUUUGCGCUAUUUGUACAUAUGUAAAAAAAAAAAACAUGAUAUUGUCUUACAAAUUAAGAUAUAUUAAUGCAUUGACUGUAAUGUAGUUAUUCAAUAUAUAAAUUUUAAAAUAUUGUAUGAAUUUUUAUGACUUGUAAGAAAAGAACAAUUAAUUGUUCGGUAAACAGUGGUUUCUAUCAUUUUAUAUACCGAUUUCCUGCUGCAAUUCACAAGCACUGAUCUCUACUAUAAAAGCUAUUACAGUAGAGAUCAGUGCUCACAAGUUACGAAAGCCCACUG
This is a messenger RNA of Anneissia japonica, 5874 nucleotides long. RefSeq names its product sushi domain-containing protein 2-like. The record is from RefSeq and is a predicted model, not a curated record. The transcript is spliced from 18 exons. Gene Ontology annotation, biological process: cell-matrix adhesion. NCBI's taxonomy places the organism in Eukaryota, Metazoa, Echinodermata, Crinoidea, Comatulida, Comatulidae. Bases 264 to 3608 code for a protein of 1114 amino acids.